This is a messenger RNA of Medicago truncatula (barrel medic), 1657 nucleotides long. RefSeq names its product serine/threonine-protein phosphatase 7 long form homolog. The transcript is spliced from 4 exons. The coding region runs from base 278 to 1657 and encodes 459 amino acids. The record is from RefSeq and is a predicted model, not a curated record. Gene Ontology annotation, biological process: meristem maintenance; meristem development. Lineage: Eukaryota; Viridiplantae; Streptophyta; Magnoliopsida; Fabales; Fabaceae.
UAUGUAUAAUUAGUAAGACUCAAUUAUUAACAAUAUUAAUAUUUUGUAGAACGAAGACCAACAUUACCUUCGAGUUCGAUGUCAUCGCAAGAUUUCCCCGGCGCCCCCAACCAUUGAAGAUAGCUUAAGGUCAGCCGGAUUGUGGGACUUUGCUAAUUUAAACAAAUAUAACGUUGAUAAUCGUUUAAUAGUCGCGUUAUGUGAAAGAUGGAGGCCGGAGACCCACACAUUUCUUUUUCCAUCGGGCGAGUGUACAAUAACGUUGGAAGACGUUCAUAUGCUCCUUGGUUUAAAGGUUAACGGUGAACCGAUUACCGGUAAAACAGAAGUUGGGUGGGAGAUUGUUGAACCAAUAUUAGGAAGUAAGCCAUCAAGCUCUCGCCAUGACGGGAAGAGUAUUAGAUUAUCAUGGCUUCAAGAAUAUAUCAACGGUGUUGGUAUGACAGGUCCCCCCACGACUCUACAUAUGUUUAGAGCCUAUGUCUUAUACUUGAUAGGCUCUCGAAUAAUGCCUAAUAAUAGUGGUAAUCUUGUACAUUUGUCGUUUUUGCAAUUGUUGGAUAAAUCACCUGAGGAGGUUGGCCAGUAUAGUUGGGGUUCAGCUUGUUUGGCCACGCUAUAUAGAUCCUUGUGUGACGGUGCAAUAUAUGGCAAUAUCGAAAUGCCUGGGUGCACAAUUCUCUUGCAAGCAUGGGCGUGGUCAAGAAUGUCAUGCUUAGCUCCCGUGCCAAGGAUACCACCGCAAGCUCAUGCACAACUUCCGUUGGCAAAUAUAUGGCUAGAACAUGGUAAUAAAUUCGUGGAAAAUCCUCGGCAUAAUCUCGUAUGUACGCGUUUAAAAAUCGACACCAUGACAUAUGAUCAGUUCUCCUGGAGGCCUUAUGUCAACUUCAAUUACAACAACGAAGAAGAAAGUCAGAUAUGGUCUGCAAACACAUAUCUCAUCUGUUUUCAGAUUGUCGAGAGACAUCAGACAGACAGAGUAAGGCUUCAAUUUGGCUUACCGCAACACCCACCUUCCUUACCAGAAAAUUUGAAAGAUUUCCACAAAAUUAAUUUGUCAAAAGAUAGAAUUAAAGGCUCGUGGGGAGAUAAGCAUCAUCGUCAAGUCCAAAACUGGAACCAACGUCAUCAAUUAGCACUUCACGGCGUUCGGUAUAACCAUGAGGUUUAUCCAAAUCGUCAAUAUUUUGCAUGGUAUUGGGAAUUUUUCGGAGAUUAUCUGUGGCUUUCUAGAGAAGUAUUAUUGUCAAACACAAGGCAAGCAUAUGCAUCAAUUUUACCAGGAUUGCCGCGUGACUAUCCUGCAGUCCCACAAACUUAUACGGUGCCAGAUGAAAAUAUGUGUUAUCCAGACCAAUCACAAUACUCCUCGUUCAACCUACCAACCCCUCCACCCUUUGUCAACUAUCCCCAAGCAAGCUAUGCACCUCAAUGGCCAAAUUCACAAACAAAUACCAUAGAAAAUCUGGCAGCAGGGUUUAACGACGAUGACUUCGUUAAUGAAAUUUGGACCAACUCAGCUUCACAAGUGCAAAAUGAAGUCGCUAUGGAAACUAACGAUGAUGCUGAAAUUCUUGACGAGGAUGUGGAAGAGGAAGAUGAAGAGGAAGAGGAAGAGCAACACCAACGACCCGUACGGAAUAAAAAAAGAUAA